AUGUCGAAAAUUCCACUGAAGAACCCACAGAUGCCCAACCCCGAGAACGAGGAGGUUUCGUCAGACCCUGCUGAGUUGGCAGAACAAGUCAAGUAUCUAAAGAAUCAGCUGUACAAGGUCACGCGCUCAAUCGCCCAUGUCAGAGAAUCAGGUUUGGAUGAGGGAGAGGUCCGUGGGGUGUAUCCUAAUUUGGUGAUGUCGGAUAUGUUCCAGGCUUGCUGGGAGAAGUUCUUCCGCUUUAUGGAUGUUGAGCCACGAUUUGUCGCCCCGAGUUCUGAGCAUUGCAAGGUCAAUGCCGAAGACAUGAUUGCCCUGUGUGAUGACAAGACCAUUGGAAUGGUCGCCAUUAUGGGCAAUCACUACACCGGGCACUACGAUCCCGUAUGGGACCUGGACGAGGCAUUGACCAAACUCAACAAGGAGAAGGGAUACCAAAUUGGCUUGCACGUGGACGCUGCCUCGGGUGGGUUCAUUGCCCCGUUCCAACCCGAAGUACCUGCUUGGGACUUUCGCCUGCCCAAUGUUCUGAGUAUCAGCGCCUCAGGUCAUAAGUUUGGGGCCAGUGUGUGUGGUACUGGGUGGGUGGUAUUCCGCGAGAGGACCGACUUGGCCGAGCAUGUGGCCGUGUCGGUGUCGUACUUGGGAGGAGAUGCGGAUAGUUAUACACUCAACUUCUCACGCCUAGACCCCGCACAUGUUCAUGUCUGCAUGAUGUAUGAUGUCUGCAUGACUGCAUGUCUACAUCAGUGGUUUCUGCGUUCUCACACACAUUGCUAUUCCUUUGCGGGUACAGGAAAGAAACGCUUUGUGAUCAUGGACGAUGGUGAUACCGCUUGUUUGCCCGUGGUGUCCGCAAGACUCAACCCAGACCUGCGCCUGCCGUUCACGGAUAUUGAUUUCCAACACCAGCUAUCCGAGCAGCACUGGUACGUUUCGGGCUACUCCCUUCGCUUUGAGCACCCGAUCUCCAAGAUGUUACUGCCGCUGUUCAACGACACCCCCAAGUCAGCCACCAUGUUCCGUGUGGUGGUCAAGAGUAACCUGACCCGUGAACUAGCCGAAGAUCUGGUCAAGCAAGUCGAAGCCACGCUCAAGGAGAUGGACUCCCAGGGCACGGGCUUUAAGAUGAAGCACAAGGCAGCAAAACUAGCCCACCGGCCCUCUGUGUGCUAA
Molecule: messenger RNA, 1173 nt
Organism: Sphaeroforma arctica JP610
Lineage: Eukaryota; Ichthyosporea; Ichthyophonida
Exons: 6
Coding region: 1-1173 (390 amino acids)
Biological process (GO): L-glutamate catabolic process
Cellular component (GO): cytosol
Molecular function (GO): pyridoxal phosphate binding; glutamate decarboxylase activity
Source: RefSeq, a predicted model, not a curated record